Entamoeba dispar SAW760 is the source of this 1803-nucleotide messenger RNA. RefSeq names its product myosin light chain kinase, putative. NCBI's taxonomy places the organism in Eukaryota, Evosea, Mastigamoebida, Endamoebidae. The record is from RefSeq and is a predicted model, not a curated record. Gene Ontology annotation, cellular component: autophagosome; cytoplasm. The transcript has a single exon. Bases 1 to 1803 code for a protein of 600 amino acids. Gene Ontology annotation, molecular function: protein serine/threonine kinase activity; ATP binding. Gene Ontology annotation, biological process: peptidyl-serine phosphorylation; protein autophosphorylation; autophagosome organization.
AUGUCAUUGAAACUUGCAUCAAAAACUGUGAUUGAUUCAUUUCAUUUUGAUCAGACACCUAUUUAUGUUAACAGAGAUGGUGAACUUAUUGUUAAUAGGGCAGUAAGAAGAAUGCCUAAUGGAGAUUUAUGUCAAUUCAUGAUUUAUAGAAUUCAAACAGAUAUUAAUUAUUCAAGUUUAAACACAUCAAUUCAAGCAAAGGUUGAAAUUUUAAAAAUUAAUCAAUUACAUAUUUAUAAUGAUAAAACGAUUAUAUCCAAAAUUCCUACUUUAAGAGAGAAAGAUCAUCCUUAUGUAUUAAAAUGUUGUGGUGGAUUUUUUGCAUCACCAUAUAAUACAUUAGAAUAUUGGAUGAUUUGUGAAUAUUCAACAAACACAACAUUGUUUAGUUAUAUGAAAAAGAAUGAACCAUUCUUUUUUGAUGAGGUAAUGACAAUUGCAUAUCAAUUAGUUAAAAUAAUGAAUUAUGCAUAUAUCGAAUUUAGACAAACAUAUAUUCAUCUUAUCCCUCAAAAUAUAUUCUUAGGUAGAGACCCUUCAUCUCCAUUUCCUCAAGCCAAAUUAUCUCCGUAUGCUUUUAUUCCUCAUAAAGGAUAUGAUGAUAUUGAAGAAUUACCAUUUGUACCAGUUGAUUAUAUGAGUGGUAUUAGAGCUGAGUUAGUUAGUACAUGGUCAUUUGGUGUAAUAUUAUACAGAAUGAUCACUGGUUAUAUCCCUCAACAUGAUGAAAAUGGUAUCAUCUUACCAAAUGAGUUAUUACAUAUUGAAUCAGUUGAAGCAGUUGAUUUAAUACGUCAAUGUAUUAAUAUUCCUUUUAAGAGACCUUCAGUUGAAUCAAUUAGAGGACAUCCACUUAUACGAUUAUGUCGUCAACACACUAAACUACCACAUACUAACAAUGAUUAUACAAUCAUAUCUACUAUAGGAAGAGGACAAUUUGGUUCAGUCUUGCUUGCUGUUAAUAAAUAUACUGGGGAACAAGUUGCUAUAAAAGAAAGUUUUGGUCCACAAAAUACAUUUUUACAAAAAGAUGCAAGAACAAUGAUGUGUUGUUUAUGUCAACAACUUGUUCCAUUUCUGGGAUAUUUUGAAUUACCAUAUUCUUUAAGUUCAUUGAAUGAUAAUUCCUUUAGUUCACCACCAGAACUCCAUUGUUAUCUUGUGAUGGAAUAUUGUGAUGGAGGUAAUUUAGAAGAAUUUAUUAUGAAAUUUCCUGGGUUAUUACCUGACAUUUACAUAAAACACUUUUUAGGAGAUAUUGCACUAGGAUUACGUUAUCUUCAUUUUACAAAAGGAUUAGUUCAUAGAGACUUAAAACCAGAAAAUUUUGUGUUAUGUACACAAUCAAAAAAUGGUACAUUACUUCCUGGUGAGAUUCCAAGAAUUAAAAUUACUGAUUAUGGAUUUAGUAGAGCUAUUCUUGACGAUAAAAUAGCUAGUGAAAAAGGAACGUUAUUAUUUGAAGCACCUGAAAUAUUAAGACAUGAAGGAUAUUAUACUUCUAAAAGUGAUUUAUAUAGUGUUGGAGUUAUUAUCUAUCACUUAGUAACUAAAACAUGGCCUUUUGGAUGUUCAAAAGAAAGUUUUUUUGAAGAAAUGGCUAAACGAAGUUCAUUAAAAUUCCCUGAUACUAUUGUUAUAGAAAAAUCUCUUAAAGAUUUAAUGGUUCAUUUAAUUACACAUGAAGAAAAUGAACGGAUAGGAUGGAAAGAAUUCUUUCUUCAUCCUUAUGUGAGACAAUGCCUUGAAUUAAAAGGUGCAUCAAUGGAUUUUAAUCGACAUGAAAUAUAUAGUUUUAAUUAA